UCCUCCAUUUUUGCCCGAACAAAAAUUCUCAGAAACACCCUCCCCUAUUCCUCGCGGCGGGCAAGGGACGCGGGCCACGGCUACGCGGCAGAUCUCCUCCUCCUCCUCGUCGUCCUUGGCUCCGGCGGCCUCGCCGGCAGGGGAAGCCUGAAGCGAUGGAUCUGUGGAACAAGCUGCGGAGCCUGGACGCCUACCCGAAGGUGAACGAGGACUUCUACAGCCGCACGCUCUCCGGUGGCCUCAUCACCAUCGCCUCCUCCCUCGCCAUCCUCCUCCUCUUCCUCUCCGAGAUCCGGCUGUAUCUAUAUUCUGCUACGGAUAGUAAGCUCACAGUUGAUACCUCAAGAGGGGAAAGGCUACAUAUUAAUUUUGAUGUUACAUUCCCAGCCCUUCCUUGUUCACUUGUUGCUGUUGAUACGAUGGAUGUCAGUGGAGAGCAACAUUAUGAUAUAAGACAUGACAUAAUAAAGAAAAGAAUUGAUAAUCUUGGUAAUGUAAUUGAAUCCAGAAAAGAUGGAGUUGGUGCCCCUAAGAUUGAAAGACCACUGCAGAAACACGGCGGAAGACUUGACCACAAUGAAGUUUACUGUGGAUCUUGUUAUGGUUCUGAAGAGUCAGAUGAUCAGUGCUGUAACUCCUGUGAAGAAGUUCGCGAUGCCUAUCGGAAGAAAGGAUGGGCACUCACCAAUAUAGAAGAAAUUGAUCAGUGUAAACGAGAGGGCUUCGUCCAAAGGUUAAAAGAUGAACAGGGAGAAGGUUGCAACAUUCAUGGAUUUGUAAAUGUCAACAAAGUAGCUGGAAAUUUUCACUUUGCACCUGGGAAAAGCUUGGACCAAUCAUUCAACUUCCUUCAAGAUCUGUUGAAUUUCCAACAAGAAAAUUAUAAUAUAAGUCACAAGAUAAACAAGCUUUCCUUUGGGGUAGAGUUCCCUGGCGUUGUCAAUCCUCUUGAUGGUGUAGAGUGGAUACAGGAGCACACGAAUGGAUUAACAGGAAUGUACCAGUACUUUGUCAAGGUUGUUCCCACAAUCUAUACUGACAUUAGAGGACGGAAAAUCAACUCAAAUCAGUUUUCUGUGACAGAGCACUUUAGAGAAGCAAUUGGCUAUCCCAGGCCUCCACCUGGUGUAUAUUUCUUCUAUGAAUUCUCUCCAAUUAAGGUUGAUUUUACUGAGGAAAAUACAUCGCUUCUUCACUUCCUGACAAACAUAUGUGCUAUUGUUGGAGGGAUUUUCACUGUUGCUGGCAUCAUAGAUUCUUUUGUCUACCAUGGUCAUCGUGCGAUAAAGAAAAAGAUGGAGAUUGGAAAGCUGGGAUAAUUCCAUAUUUAGCAUAUAGUACCCAAUAGGACCAUAGUUUGAAUUAAGACAGCUAAUGCUUGCCUGAAAAAGGUACGAAGUGAAUUCACGAGGAAUUUUGGCUAAUAUGUUGUAAUACGUUUUCUAGCCACUCAGACUUUUGCUGAUUAUUCAAGCCUAGAGCAUAGACAUGUCUGUGUAAGCCGUUGCAUCGCCGCAUUGUGCUAUGUUUUAGGCCAAAUGUACUGUAACAUCCUCCAAACAUUGCAGAAAGUUAUUUCGCUCCA
Messenger RNA from Oryza brachyantha (malo sina), 1585 nucleotides. Its product is annotated as endoplasmic reticulum-Golgi intermediate compartment protein 3-like. The record is from RefSeq and is a predicted model, not a curated record. Gene Ontology annotation, cellular component: endoplasmic reticulum; COPII-coated ER to Golgi transport vesicle. The transcript has 13 exons. The coding region runs from base 156 to 1319 and encodes 387 amino acids. NCBI's taxonomy places the organism in Eukaryota, Viridiplantae, Streptophyta, Magnoliopsida, Poales, Poaceae.